Molecule: messenger RNA, 3315 nt
Organism: Schistocerca nitens (vagrant locust)
Lineage: Eukaryota; Metazoa; Arthropoda; Insecta; Orthoptera; Acrididae
Gene: rt
Product: protein O-mannosyltransferase 1
Exons: 14
Coding region: 147-2549 (800 amino acids)
Biological process (GO): protein O-linked glycosylation via mannose
Cellular component (GO): membrane; endoplasmic reticulum
Molecular function (GO): dolichyl-phosphate-mannose-protein mannosyltransferase activity
Source: RefSeq, a predicted model, not a curated record
UUAUUCCUACGGUAGAGUCAAGAGUGAGUGACCUACUCGUAGGGUAGCUGCGUGUCUACGUUGAUUGAUAUGUGUAUUAACAAUACGGAUGCAUUUGUUUUAGUGAGUAACUUUUAGAAUUAAUGUUUUAUUUGUAACUGAAUAAAAUGGAUGAUGGAAAACGAUGCAGGAAGCAUCAGAAUUCAGCAAAAGUCGCGAAGAAAAUGGGAAAAAGUAAAACACAACACCAGGAGGAACAACGUAAGGAAGGAGCACAUCUUAAAGGGAGAAUAGAAAACUACGAUACUUUGAAACCCUGUAUGCCCGACAGAGAUGAGGGUGAUGGUGAAUCUGUGCCUGAUAGCCCCAGUGAAGAUAAAGAGUCACCUGUAGCAGAAAACGAUAAAAGCCAAAAAAAUUUUAAUGUCAGCAUAGAAUUGGAUGUGAUGGCUGUAAUUUUGUUUGUUUGUGGUGUUGCAACACGAAUGUACAGGCUGGAAGAACCAAGGAGUAUAGUUUUUGAUGAGCUUCAUUAUGGGAAGUAUGUGAGCCUGUACAUGAAACGCAUUUUUUUCUUUGAUGCUCAUCCACCACUCGGAAAACAGCUAGUUGCUGUUGCAGCAUAUUUGGCUGGUUUUGAUGGAAACUUCAAGUUUGAUCGUAUUGGGCGAGAAUAUGAAGAUUCGGUACCUUUAUUUGCACUGAGAUUUGUACCUGCAUUGUGUGGCAGUCUCCUCAUGCCUGUCGUGUACCACCUGAUGAUUGAAAUGGGUGUGUCUCAUUGGACUGCAGCAUUAGCUGGCUUUUUGCUGUUGUGUGACAAUGCCUUACUGACACAGUCAAGGUUUAUCCUGAUGGAAUCAAUGCUAUUGCUGUUUGCUUUGUUUGGGCUUCUCUGUAUUCUGAAGUUUCGACACUACAGCACAGCCCCUUACUGUGUGCAAUGGUGGUUGUGGCUUGUUAUGGGUUCUGUCUCUCUCACAUGUGCCUUGUGUGUGAAGUAUGUGGGGUUCUUUUCAUGUUCUCUUGCAAUGGCAAUACUUGCACAAGAUUAUUGGAAGCUGCUUGGGAACAGGAAGCUGUCAGAUUCAGCAGUUGUGUUCCAGUUACUGGCCCGAUUAAUAGUCGUUAUUGGAGUGCCUGUGGCGGUAUAUCUUGGGAUAUUCUAUGCUCAUCUCUCAGUACUUACAUUAGCUGGACCACAUGACAGUGUAAUGUCAAGUGCCUUCCAGGCUAGUCUUGAGGGUGGCCUGGCAUCGAUAACCAGAGGACAGCCACUGGAAGUGGCACACGGUUCUCAAGUUACACUUCGUCACUCUCACGGAAGAACCUGCUGGCUGCACUCUCAUGCCCACGUGUAUCCAAUACGUUACCCAGACAAGCGUGGCAGCUCUCACCAGCAACAAGUUACUUGUUAUUCAUUCAAGGAUGUCAACAAUUGGUGGAUUGUAAAGCGUCCAUUAAGGAAUGACCUUGUGGUGUCACAGCCUGUAGAUGCCAUUCGACAUGGAGAUGUUAUUCAACUUGUCCAUGGAAUGACAAGUCGCGCUUUAAACUCGCAUGAUGUUGCUGCUCCAAUGUCACCACAAAAUCAGGAAGUGAGCUGUUACAUCGAUUACAAUGUGUCUAUGCCUGCUCAGAACUUGUGGCGAGUAGAUAUUAUCAACAGAGAUCAAGUUGGAGAUGUCUGGCAUACGAUUGAGUCUCUAGUGCAUCUUAUCCAUGUGAAUUCGAGCCAAGCCCUGAAAUUUAGUGGACGUCAGUUACCAGACUGGGGCUUCAACCAACACGAAGUUGUCACAGACCGAGCCAUUCAUCAAGACGAUACUGUAUGGAAUGUCGAAGAACAUCGGUACACACAAACUGAGGAUCAGAAAGAUAGAGAAAGGGAACUCGUAAAUGCAGAGAUGAUACCUCUGCGAGCCACAACACUUUCCUUCUGGGAGAAGUUUCUCGAACUUCAAUACAAGAUGCUAUUCUCAGAUCAAGAAAAUGUUCAGAACCAUAUGUACAGCAGUGAACCACUUGAGUGGCCCUCGAUGACUAGAGGUAUCGCAUAUUGGGUGAGCCCACACAGCAAUGCUCAGGUGCAUCUACUUGGAAAUCUUGUUGUGUGGUAUUCAGGCACUGUUAGUCUAUUACUUUACGCCAUUUUCCUCUGCGUGUAUGUUUUACGAAGAAGACGUCAGUGCUGUGAUCUGAACAAAGAUGCAUGGCAUAAAUUUGUCACUAUUGGUGAAAUACUUCUUGUAGGUUAUCUGUUUCAUUACAUACCAUUCUUCUUUGUGGAAAGGACACUUUUUCUGCAUCACUACUUACCUGCAUUUACCUUCAAAGUGCUAUUGACAGCUGCUAUGGUAGAACAUAUGCUAUAUUUUGUGAGGGAUGUCUUAAACUGGCAGCUAGUAUCCUUUUUCUUCAAGAUGUCCACGGCGUUUUGGUUGUUAGCAGUUUUUAUUGUUUUCCGUCGGUUUACAGUACUAAGUUAUGGAACGACAUCACUUACAACAGCAGACAUUUUGAGUCUACGUUGGAAAGACAGCUGGGAUUUCAUAGUUCACAGGCAAUAACCAUGAGACACGAAGAAAAUAUUUGAAGUGUGGAACAUUUUAACAGAAUAUGAAGUAUUGGCUUUCAUGCAAUUCUGAAACUGAACCCUGCUCAUUUUUAUUUUACAAGGCCCUAUCUUUUUACCUACACAUAUAUUUAUUAUGGCUUCAGAUACUCUUCCUAGUAAGAAAGGCAGCCUCGACAAAGUCACAAGUUGUACUUAUUAUUUCAGUGACUUGAAAACCAGUAAGGCCUAAUUCAUAAAUCUGUCAUUUGCAAGCAAGUUUGCAUAUAAAAAUGAUAGUUGACCCUGCAUCACGUAUUAAAUGAAUGCUCAGAGCAACUCAGUUUACUGAGUGCUUCCAAAACUACUUAACUGUAUCAUCAGGAGCAACUGCUCCUGAAAUUUGUGUAAGACAAUAUAUUUUAAUAUUUUGAGACUUUGUAAAAUAUUUAUACGAAAUUUUAUAUCUUUUUCCUUAGAGAAAAUGGCAACUCUUAAUUGAUUCUGCUGCGUUGUUAAUGAUAUUGUAAUAUAUUUCUUAAAUGUAAUGUUUCAUUUUAUACCUUUAUUUUUAAAAUUUUUGAGUUCUGAGAUGUUAUGAUACAGAACUGUACACGAAGACUGCGUAUUUCUUGACUAUAUUCGAUGUAGAAUGUUUGUAGCACAGUGACAGAAUCAGAGUAAAUCUGUGUAAUUUUAUUUAUGCAGUAACAAAGGGACCGAAUGUCAUUAGUGAAAAUUAAUUUAUUUAUUAAGUUAUAUAAAUAUUAUAUAUUUUAUUU